UAUUCUUAUCCCUUCACACUCACCUCACUCACAAACAAGAAACCAGAACAGUCUAGAAAGAAACAUGGAAGCCAAGGAACAGGAUGUGUCUUUGGGAGCCAACAAGUUUCCAGAGAGACAGCCACUCGGGAUUGCAGCUCAGAGCCAAGACGAGCCAAAGGACUAUCAAGAGCCACCACCGGCGCCACUUUUUGAGCCCUCGGAGCUGACUUCAUGGUCUUUCUACAGAGCCGGGAUAGCCGAGUUCAUAGCCACUUUCCUUUUCCUUUAUAUAACCGUUUUAACCGUCAUGGGCGUUGUUCGAGAAAGUUCCAAGUGCAAAACGGUUGGUAUUCAAGGAAUCGCUUGGGCUUUUGGUGGCAUGAUAUUUGCUCUCGUUUACUGCACCGCUGGAAUCUCAGGGGGUCAUAUAAACCCAGCUGUGACGUUUGGGCUAUUUUUGGCGAGGAAAUUGUCGUUGACAAGAGCAAUAUUCUACAUGGUGAUGCAAGUGUUGGGUGCUAUAUGCGGUGCUGGUGUGGUGAAAGGUUUUGAAGGUAAACAAAGGUUUGGAGAUCUGAACGGUGGUGCCAACUUUGUUGCUCCUGGUUACACCAAAGGUGAUGGACUUGGUGCUGAAAUUGUUGGCACUUUCAUUCUUGUAUACACAGUUUUCUCAGCCACUGAUGCUAAACGUAGCGCCAGAGACUCUCAUGUUCCUAUUUUGGCACCGUUGCCAAUUGGAUUCGCUGUGUUCUUGGUGCAUUUGGCAACUAUACCAAUUACUGGAACUGGUAUUAACCCUGCCAGAAGUCUUGGUGCUGCUAUUGUCUUCAACAAGAAAAUUGGUUGGAAUGAUCACUGGAUUUUCUGGGUUGGACCAUUUAUUGGAGCAGCUCUUGCAGCACUAUACCAUCAAGUUGUUAUCAGAGCCAUUCCCUUCAAGUCUAAGUGAUUGAAUUGAAUCAAACGGUUCUUGAUCAAUCAUAUCAUGUUUGUGGAUUUCAUUUCAUCAUGAAAUGGAAUAAUCUUAUGUAUGAUAUUUUUUUCUGAAUUUUUAAAUGUUUGUUUUGUAAUUUGUAUGUAAAGAAGUACUAUUUAUUAUGAUUAUUAGGUGUAGCAUGUGUGUGUUGCGUAAUGGGUCCAGCUCUCGUGUGUGAAUGUGUAUUUUGCCAAAUCUAAAAUAACACUCGAGUCAUCAUUUCUGAA
Messenger RNA from Lathyrus oleraceus (garden pea), 1188 nucleotides. NCBI's taxonomy places the organism in Eukaryota, Viridiplantae, Streptophyta, Magnoliopsida, Fabales, Fabaceae. The record is from RefSeq and is a predicted model, not a curated record.